CGCGCAUUCAUCGGCGGCGGCCUCAUCGUCGUCGCGGGCUACUUUAUCAUGAAGGCGACGACGCCGACGGAUCAGCAGUUCUACGACAGCUUGAGCCCGAGCCUCAAGAAGCAGGUCGACAUGCAGCGCCAGUCUGGCGAGCGGCAGCGGGCAUACCAGGAGCAACUUCAGAGAGCAAGGGAGCUCGACGAGGCGCCCAUCUUGCCCGAGAAGAAGACGUAGCCGGGAAGCAAGUUGUAGAUUAAUCUGAUUCGAACAGGGCUUACAUUGAGGAGCACGGAAGUGCAGAGAUUGUGCGGGACGUGGCCUAGAGGCUGUGAUCUGAGAGAGGCAUGGGACAGGCGAUGUCACCCUCUACUCUUUCUCGAUCUGGAGGCGACAAGUAAAUCUCUUUGCAACCAGAUUGUAAACCGAGGGUCAGACAAUCCAAAGCUCGAACCGACGAAAGAAAGAAAUCUGAAGAAGGAUAAAGCG
This is a messenger RNA of Acaromyces ingoldii, 474 nucleotides long. RefSeq lists its product as hypothetical. Bases 49 to 222 code for a protein of 57 amino acids. Lineage: Eukaryota; Fungi; Basidiomycota; Exobasidiomycetes; Exobasidiales; Cryptobasidiaceae. The record is from RefSeq and is a predicted model, not a curated record. The transcript is spliced from 3 exons.